CAAAAAGAGCAAACGUGAAGGUAAGGGGUUGAGUUGAGUUCAUGACAAGUGUUUAUAAAGCUGGGCUUAGUUAUUAUUAUGUGAGUCAAAGUGAGUAUAGAGGAGAGAGUAUGGGAAAGAGCAAGGUUCUUGUUGUGGGGGGCACAGGGUAUAUUGGGAGGAGAAUAGUGAAGGCAAGUUUAGAACAAGGUCAUGAAACCUUUGUUCUUCAACGUCCAGAGAUAGGUCUUGACAUUGAGAAGGUGCAGAUGCUUCUUUCAUUCAAGAAGCAAGGUGCUCAUCUUGUGGAGGCUUCUGUCUCUCAUCACCAGAGCUUAGUGGAGGCAGUGAAACUAGUGGAUGUUGUCAUUUGCACCAUGUCUGGGGUUCAUUUUCGUUCACAUAACUUGUUGAUGCAGCUCAACCUUGUUCAGGCCAUUAAGGCUGCAGGGAAUGUUAAGCGUUUCUUGCCUUCAGAAUUUGGCAUGGACCCAGCACUUAUGGGGCAUGCACUUGAACCUGGAAGAGUCACAUUUGAUGAGAAAAUGACUGUAAGAAAAGCUAUUGAGGAUGCCAACAUCCCUUUCACUUACGUUUCUGCUAACUGCUUUGCGGGAUAUUUUGUUGGUAACCUCUCUCAAAUGGGGACCCUACUCCCUCCAAGAGACAAGGUUCUUCUCUAUGGUGAUGCCAAUGUCAAAGUUGUUUUCAUGGAUGAAGAUGAUGUGGCCACAUACACUAUUAAGACAAUUGAUGAUCCUCGAACGUUGAACAAGACGGUGUACCUAAGACCACCAGAAAACAUUCUCACUCAAAGACAACUAAUUGAGAAGUGGGAGAAACUCGUAGGAAAAGAACUAGAGAAGUCAAGCAUAAGUGAACAAGACUUUCUUGCUUCCAUGAAAGGUUUGGACUAUGCUAGCCAAGUGGGAGUGGGGCAUUUCUAUCAUAUUUUCUAUGAAGGGUGUUUGACAAACUUUGAAAUUGGAGAAGGUGGAGAAGAAGCCUCAGAGCUUUAUCCAGAAGUGAAGUACACACGCAUGGAUGAAUACUUAAGAGUGUUUGUGUGAUCUGAUGAGACUAUAAGCUUCAAAAAUUACUUAUUUGACCAACCAAAAACAAUAAAAUUAGGUGUUGUUAUAAUAAAAUAUUGCUGACCUUACUUGUUAGUUAUUUUAUUUGUCAGUUGAAUGGUUUGUUAUCAUGUUUUCUGUAAUUGUGAAAUUUCAUUCUACAUUAAGAAGUCCCUUGUGCCAUAAAAUUGAACGUGCAAUCUUGAGAUUGAAUUAUCCAUAAUUGUAUUAAGAUGUCCCUUGAAACAGGGAAAGGAAAGGUUAAUAAACAGUAUUGCAUUGGUAU
Molecule: messenger RNA, 1338 nt
Organism: Cajanus cajan (pigeon pea)
Lineage: Eukaryota; Viridiplantae; Streptophyta; Magnoliopsida; Fabales; Fabaceae
Product: isoflavone reductase homolog
Molecular function (GO): oxidoreductase activity
Source: RefSeq, a predicted model, not a curated record